Molecule: messenger RNA, 613 nt
Organism: Anoplophora glabripennis (Asian longhorned beetle)
Lineage: Eukaryota; Metazoa; Arthropoda; Insecta; Coleoptera; Cerambycidae
Exons: 5
Coding region: 179-613 (144 amino acids)
Source: RefSeq, a predicted model, not a curated record
UAGUUUUAUUGUUUACUUGCGAGUUGGCGAAGUGUCCGUCUGAGUUAAAUGUCUUAGACUUUACGUUAAAUUUUUUCAAAUUUGACUGUGCGAAGGGCAGAGAGCUUAAACAGUUCGAUUGCAUUAAAUUCAGGAAUCGCAAAGCUACCUCUGCAAUCAUUACAGGCCUCUACGAGUUAUGCUCUCGCAUUCCGCAUGGCCCCACCGCCUGUCGCCAUCUACCACGCAAUUCCUCACCACUUCACUAGCACACGCGCAAUCUGAGGAGUCCGGUAUCGAACCCGGCCACAUAGCGACUAUCACCGGCUCCUUCGCCUCUUUUCCCGGAAACGACCCGGAUCACUACGACACCGACCACACGGACUUGGCCAGCGAGCCCGACGAGGCCGCUAUCAGGAGGGAGCUGCUGAGAGAUCAAUGGAGACAAUUUUUCGAUAAAUACGACCCGGAAGGUUUCGGAGAAAUACCAUGGCCGGAUUUUGUGAACGCCAUGUCGGACCCGGACUUUCGGCAGAGGGUGAACACCGGCAAAAGGGAGAUUUUGCUAGAGAAAUCGAGAACUUCGAAUACCCAAGCCAUUACCUUUCAAGACUUCGUCAAUGUGGUUUACUGA